UCUCUUUCUCUUCUGCCUUUCUCUCUCCAUUUUACUCUAUCUGCAUAAAACAUUAUACAUCCUAAUUUUAAAAUGCAAAUGUGUUUAGUUAUGUGUUAGAAAGGAGAAGCUGGCACACUCUUACAGUAUUUGUGCAGAGAGAAAGAGGUGUGGCAGUAGUCCUGACAUUAGUACACUGAUGUCCUGACGAAUGACUGCAGAGGAAUUUAGUUUAAUAUUUGAUGAAGUAGGAUUUAAACUAUAGUCAGCUGGAAAAAUCAGGACUGAGACCAUGAGAAUAUCACUUAAAGUCAUCAUUUACUUAAUGACAGCUAGUGUGAGUUUACUGGCUGUGACAGGAAACAAGGAAAGACCAGACAACAUAAACUGUGACAAAUCCCCAGUGAUCCAGAAGGCAUGUCAUGGAGGCUCUGCUACCAUCAACUGCGAGUAUCCAAAAACAAAAGAAAGCAACGUCAAACACUUCUGUAGAGAAGAUGGAAACUUUAAUUGCACAAAUCUGAUUUCAACUUACACUUCAAAUCACACAAUACGAGGCAGGUUUUCUCUGAUAGACGACAAACAGCAAGGAAUCUACACUGUGAUCAUUUCCACACUGACCCAGGAUGAUGCUGGAAGAUACCGGUGUGUUAUGGAAAGAGCUGACAGUUCCACUGCAUGUUUAACUAAGAUCGACCUGCAUAUUUUGAACUGGGUUGACGUUACAUCAAAGACAAUAAAUCACGGCACUGGAGAAGCUGCCCACAUUGAGUGUACCUAUCCAGACAGCCACGAGAGCAAUGAGAAAUUCCUGUGCAAGGGAGAGAAUCCUUCUAACUGUGAGAAGCUGAUACACACAUCAGACAAGGAGACAUAUUUUUCUAAAGCUGAAAGACGCAAAACCAGAGAAUCAGUACUGCAACAAGAUGGCAGCACAUCUGACCAUCCAACAGAUGCCUCCAUGACCUCAGAUUGGAUUGCCCCUGUGGUAGCUGUGGUAGUGUGUCUGGUGUUGAUACUGAUACUUGUGCUUGUACUUGUACUGUGCAGACACAACCUCCCCUGUACACAAGGGGGAUCAUUAGAGCAGAGGACGAACACUGCUGAACAUACCACAGAGGAAGAUCACCACUUUGACGAGAUACAGAUGUGGAACCAGCAGGCAAGCUCAGGAGAAGCACUGCCGUCCGUUUAUGCCACCGUCAACCUUCCAGCAGACCAGCUCCACUAUGCCAGCGUCAAUUUCCAGAUGGACUCUGUCGGUGUCUCGACAGAUAGGAAUUCGCUUCCUGACACAAAUAAAAUCUCCUCUAACAGCAGGUCUCAGGGUGUCACCCAUCCUUCAACAGCAGAGCAGACUCUCUAUUCUACAGUCACAAAGCCUGGGGAACCAUGAGAUAGACUGGCUGUCUUUUACCUGUUGAUGUUAACGGUACAGUUUGUUAAAUUUGUUCUAUGUACAUAAAGUCCAUAUAGCCACAAUAUAAAAAAGUAGAUUCUGCAACAUUUUAGAGUAAUUGACACUAUCAUUUGACACAAUGUAGCGUUUACCAGUUAGCUAGUUAGCAUCUAGUAUGGCUGUGUUUGUGACAUAUGUAAAUAUUAAUGUAAAUGUGCUCUGAAUAUAAUAAUUAAACUCUUGUUUGAGAAUACUGCUGUCUCUGGCUUGGGUCACUCAUUCUCAGUAAAUCUUACAUUUUACUCAAGCAAUUCUUUUCUUUUUUAAUU
Messenger RNA from Sander lucioperca (pikeperch), 1707 nucleotides. RefSeq lists its product as uncharacterized. The transcript has 8 exons. Lineage: Eukaryota; Metazoa; Chordata; Actinopteri; Perciformes; Percidae. The record is from RefSeq and is a predicted model, not a curated record. Bases 272 to 1375 code for a protein of 367 amino acids.